AUGGCAAGAAGGAGAUUAAGAUUGGCAUAUAUUGUGAAUCAAUCAAAAAGAAAAGCCUCCUACCAGAAAAGAAAGAGAGGGUUGGUCAAAAAGCUUAAUGAGCUAACCGUUCUUUGUAGUGCGGAUGCUGCCAUGAUAAUGUAUAGCUCGUUUGAGCAGGGGCCAGUGAUAUGGCCUACUGUUGAAAGGGUUCAAGAGCUGAUUGCUAGGUUCAUGCAGUUGCCGGACGUGCAACAAACGCGGCGAAUGAUGAGCCAGGACAACUUUGUUGCGCAAUGGCUUGAAAAGUUCCGUAGAUUAUCUGAGUUCCGUAGAUUUAAACGACCUUGGUUGGGUUUUAAACACGAAUAUCGCUGA
Messenger RNA from Ipomoea nil (Japanese morning glory), 357 nucleotides. Its product is annotated as agamous-like MADS-box protein AGL80. The record is from RefSeq and is a predicted model, not a curated record. The coding region runs from base 1 to 357 and encodes 118 amino acids. The transcript has a single exon. Gene Ontology annotation, biological process: positive regulation of transcription by RNA polymerase II. Lineage: Eukaryota; Viridiplantae; Streptophyta; Magnoliopsida; Solanales; Convolvulaceae. Gene Ontology annotation, molecular function: RNA polymerase II cis-regulatory region sequence-specific DNA binding; protein dimerization activity; DNA-binding transcription factor activity, RNA polymerase II-specific.